Pogona vitticeps (central bearded dragon) is the source of this 3294-nucleotide messenger RNA. NCBI's taxonomy places the organism in Eukaryota, Metazoa, Chordata, Lepidosauria, Squamata, Agamidae. The record is from RefSeq and is a predicted model, not a curated record.
CGCGGGCGCGGCUUUCCGCGCGUCACUUCCGGGGUCUCUUCAGGACGGGGCGGAAACGGCCGAGGCGCUUGGUCACGGCGCCGUCCCUGGAGUGGCUCCUGCUCUCUGAAGGCUUCCCUUCUUCGACCGCCCGUUUCUCCGUCUCCGCAUCAUCGCCCGGCCGGCGGGCCCCCGCGACACCGGCGCCAUGAUCACCUCAGCCGCUGGAAUUAUUUCACUUCUGGAUGAAGAAGAGCCUGAACUCAAGGAAUUUGCUCUUCACAAACUGAAUGCUGUUGUCAAUGACUUCUGGGCAGAAAUCUCUGAAUCAGUGGAUAAAAUUGAAAUCCUGUAUGAAGAUGUUGGCUUCAGGAGUCGUGAGUUUGCUGCUUUGGUGGCUUCCAAGGUGUUCUAUCACCUUGGAGCCUUUGAAGAAUCACUGAACUAUGCCCUGGGAGCAGGCAACCUCUUCAAUGUCAAUGACAACUCAGAAUAUGUGGAAACAAUCAUUGCCAAAUGCAUUGACCAUUAUACCAAGCAGUGCGUGGAAAAUGCUGAACUUCCGGAGGGAGCCAAGAAGGCGGUUGAUCCAAGACUGGAAGGGAUUGUGAACAAGAUGUUCCAGCGCUGUUUAGACGACCAUAAAUACAAGCAAGCCAUUGGGAUCGCCUUAGAGACCCGCAGGCUGGACAUCUUUGAGAAAACCAUUUUGGAAUCGAAUGAUGUUCCUGGCAUGCUGGCCUACAGCUUAAAGCUCUGCAUGUCUUUGAUGCAGAAUAAGCAAUUCCGCAACCAGGUAUUGAGAGUUCUGGUUAAAAUCUACAUGAACUUAGAAAAACCUGAUUUCAUCAACGUGUGCCAGUGCCUGAUUUUCUUGGACGACCCCCAGGCGGUUAGCGACAUCUUGGAGAAGCUGGUGAAGGAGGACAACCUCUUGAUGGCCUACCAGAUUUGCUUUGACUUGUAUGAAAGCGCCAGCCAGCAGUUCCUCUCUUCCGUGAUUCAGAACCUUCGUACCGUCGGCACUCCGAUCGCUUCCGUGCCCGGGUCCACCAACACAGGGACGGUCCCUGGGUCGGAGAAAGAAGGCGACACCAUGGAGACAGAAGAAAAGUCAAAUAGUCCUGUUGCUGCCGUGAAGUCUGCCCAAACGACCCCUGAGUCAAAAGACCAGAUCCCCAAAAUGAUAAAGAUUUUAAGUGGUGAAAUGGCCAUUGAAUUGCACCUGCAGUUCUUAAUACGAAACAACAACACAGACCUCAUGAUUCUAAAAAAUACCAAGGACGCGGUGCGGAAUUCCGUCUGCCACACAGCCACUGUGAUAGCCAAUUCCUUUAUGCAUUGCGGAACCACCAGCGACCAGUUCCUCAGGUAAAGCCUUCAAUGGGUUAUUCCUAAUUGAUAGGCAGAGAGGAUGUGACGCUUCAGUUCUUCAUGUCUUUCCCCUUCAUUCCUUUGGUUGAAUUUCCAGGGCCACGAGAAGGAAGCUCUUCAACUGAUGGCAACGUACCUCCCGAAAGACACAUCUCCAGGGUCUGCCUACCAGGAAGGCGGGGGACUUUAUGCCCUGGGACUCAUCCAUGCCAAUCACGGAGGUGACAUCAUAGACUACCUGCUGAAUCAGCUGAAGAAUGCCAGCAAUGAUAUCGUCCGACAUGGGGGGAGCCUGGGACUUGGUUUGGCUGCCAUGGGGACAGCGCGCCAGGACGUCUAUGACCUCCUGAAGACCAAUUUGUACCAGGAUGAUGCCGUGACAGGCGAGGCAGCUGGUCUGGCUUUAGGGCUGGUGAUGCUAGGAUCAAAAAAUGCCCAGGCCAUCGAGGACAUGGUGGGCUAUGCCCAAGAAACCCAGCAUGAAAAGAUUCUGCGGGGCCUGGCUGUUGGCAUUGCCUUGGUGAUGUAUGGGCGGAUGGAGGAGGCAGACGCCCUCAUAGAGAGCCUCUGCAGAGAUAAGGAUCCCAUCCUUCGUCGUUCUGGGAUGUACACGGUUGCAAUGGCAUACUGUGGCUCGGGAAACAACAAGGCCAUCCGGCGCCUGUUGCACGUUGCUGUUAGCGAUGUCAAUGACGAUGUGAGACGGGCCGCUGUUGAAUCGCUGGGUUUCAUUUUGUUCAGGACCCCUGAACAAUGUCCCAGUGUUGUUUCCUUGUUGUCCGAAAGUUACAACCCCCAUGUCCGUUAUGGGGCAGCCAUGGCUCUGGGCAUCUGCUGUGCUGGCACUGGAAAUAAGGAAGCAAUUAAUUUGCUGGAGCCGAUGACAAAUGAUCCUGUGAACUACGUGCGUCAAGGCGCGCUGAUUGCAUCUGCCCUUAUCAUGAUCCAGCAGACAGAGAUUCUUUGUCCGAAGGUCAGCCAGUUCAGGCAGCUGUAUUCCAAAGUCAUUAAUGAUAAACAUGAUGAUGUGAUGGCCAAAUUCGGAGCAAUUCUUGCCCAGGGCAUAUUGGAUGCAGGUGGCCACAAUGUCACCAUUUCCCUGCAGUCGAGGACCGGCCACACACACAUGCCUUCGGUGGUUGGAGUUCUGGUCUUCACCCAGUUCUGGUUCUGGUUUCCUCUCUCCCACUUCUUAUCGCUGGCUUUCACCCCGACCUGCGUCAUCGGUCUUAACAAGGACCUUAAGAUGCCAAAAGUGCAGUACAGAUCCAACGUCAAGCCCUCCACGUUCGCCUACCCAGCCCCUUUGGAGGUGCCGAAAGAGAAGGAGAAAGAAAAGGUUUCGACGGCGGUGCUCUCCAUCACUGCAAAGGCGAAGAAGAAGGAGAAAGAGAAGGAGAAAGAGAAAAAGGAAGAGGAGAAAAUGGAGGUGGAUGAAACGGAGAAGAAGGAGGAGAAGGAGAAGAAGAAAGAGCCCGAGCCGUCCUUCCAGAUCCUCGACAACCCCGCCCGGGUGAUGCCAGCCCAGCUGAAGGUCCUCACCAUGCCGGAGAGCUGCCGAUACCAGCCGUUCAAGACGCUUUCCAUUGGUGGCAUCAUCGUCUUGAGAGACACGAGCGAAGACACGGAGGAGUUGGUGGAGCCCGUGGCAGCUCACGGGCCAAAGAUUGAAGAGGAAGAACAGGAGCCGGACCCGCCGGAGCCUUUUGAGUACAUUGAUGAUUAGGGCAGGAGGGACCUUUGGUGUGACAUGUGAUGUCGGAAACCCUGCAGGCAAAGAAGGUUGCUCUGGCAGCCCAGUGCAUGCCCCGAGGCUUCUGCGCUGGCCGACAGCAGGCAGGCCACAUUUUAUGGUUGACCAAGGGAAAAACUCUGCUCUCUUUAGUGUAUUCUUUCAAAAGGAACCGGUUUUCAAAAUAAAUAAAUUUAAAAAAACAAACA